AUGAGCAAAGCUGCCAUCCUCCUGGCGUGCCUCGCGCGCGCCGCCGGCGACGCGCCGGCGCUCCUCGGCCGUCCCGCGGACACGUCGCUGAAGAGCGUGCCGCGCUUCCCCGGGCCAGCGGCGACGGAGUGCUUCGCCGGCGAGGUCGCCGGCCGCGCCUACGCCGAGGGCAGCGGCCACGCGCUCGUCAACUUCAGCGCCUUCGUGACCUUCCGCGCCGAGGGCUGCAAGGUCAAUCACCUCACGGCCUACAACGGCAGCGCAACCGCGCCCUGGUACAGCGGGGGCUGCAGCCUCUUCAACGGCGUCGUCGCGGCGCGGCCCGCGGCCGCGUGGCCGCUGCCCCAGGUGCGCCAGCGCAGCGACAGCUUUUUGUCGAGCGGCGCCUACGACGAGCUCGAGCGCCUCGCGGCGCAGCGGCCCGUGAGCCCGGAGAUGCGCGAGGCCGAGCGCCGGCUCCACGCGGCGCGGCGAUCCGGGAGCCGCGCGGACUGGGGCCUCUCCGUGACGCCGGACGGCAAGGCGCUCCUCUUCGGCGUCGGCCGCCGCGACUUCCGCCACUCGACGUCGCCGGGGACGCCCCUCGGCGCCGCGCGGGGCCGCGUCGACGGCACGCUCCGCGCGCCGAAGUCGCGCGGCACGUUCUUCGACGGCCACUGGCACGACGUCCUCGUCGCGCGCGUCGUCGCCGGCGCGGCGAGCACGUUGUACGUCUACGUCGACGGCGAGCUCGCCGCGUCGGGGCCCGGGGGCCGCGCGGUGGCCUUCGAACCGUCCGCCGCGGACCGCCGGAACUUCGACUUCGACGGCGGGAGCGGCGUGGCGGCGCUCUACGACGCGCCGGCGCGCGUGCCCGUGGGCCAGCUGCUCGUCGGCUGCCUCCGGGGCGCGUCCAUCGUGCCCCUGGCCUACGGCGCGGCGAAGGUCGCCGAGGCCCACGGGUCGGGCUUCUUCGCGGACGUGCUUCGGAGGGCCGCGCCGGACAAGCGGGUCCAGGCCGAGUACCCGGUCUACUACAGCGCGCACACGGACCCGGGGUCGCGCCACAUGGCCGACCUGUUCCUGGCGUCCCUGGAGCGCAACGGCAACGGGGCCCGCGUCGUACCCCGCGAGGCGACGGUGACGACGGCGCAGCGGACCAUGGCCGAGCGCUUCGGGACGAAAACGACCCUCGUCGCGACGGCCCUCGGCGCCCAGCCCGAGGGCACCUACGCGGCCAUCACGGAGCUCGACGUGCGCUUCUUCGCGGGCGCGCCGAUCGCGGACCUCGUCGACGACGCGCUCGAGCGGUGCGGCGACGGCUGCGACGGCGUCUUCCAGCGCGAGGACGACACGUCGCUCCACCGCAAUUUGGGGUUCAUGGUCAUCAAGGUCGACCGGCGCGUGAAGAAGCUCUUCGAGCACGUGGGGCUCGCCGCGGCGACGUCCGGGCGCGUCCGCGGCGGCGUGCACCGGGGCCCGAACUUCCCCGCGGUCAAGGCCAUCAAGGCGCCGACGGACCAGAUGGUGCUCAACGUCGCCCUCUGGGAGCCCGAGAAGCUCUUCACGCUGGACGACGCCUUCGUCGCGGGCGCGGCGCGGCCGAUCCUGAGGACGACGGUCUUCCCGGCCGCCGAGGUCGCGACGCGCGCGUUCCUCCUGCAGCUCGCGCUCCGCUACAAGCACAAGGGGGCCUUCGCGCUCUACCACGUCAACGACUUCGGCGGCAUCUCGUCGCCGGACAAGGCGCGCGACGCGAAGAUGGCCGAGCUCGACGUCAUCGAGCGCGCCGUCUACAACGCGCGCCGCGCGGGCGAGGAGGAGUGCAACGCGACGGCCGCCGAGCGCGCGGGCAUCGUCGCGUCCUACCUCGUCGGCCCGCGGCCGAAGAAGCGCAAGCUGCCCAAGAAGAAGCACGUCACGCUCGACCUGAAACGCGUCCGGCACUCGGGCAGGGUGAACUCGAUCUAA
Molecule: messenger RNA, 1950 nt
Organism: Aureococcus anophagefferens
Lineage: Eukaryota; Pelagophyceae; Pelagomonadales; Pelagomonadaceae
Exons: 1
Coding region: 1-1950 (649 amino acids)
Source: RefSeq, a predicted model, not a curated record